CGUAUCAGAAGAAGGCUGUCAAGUUCAUUUGUUUAAGUUCCGAAAGAUGCGCAGUCAAAAAGAAUGAGCUUGAACUUCGUGACAAAGUCAAAUCUUUGAAAGGGACAUUCAAGCUACAUGCAAUUUCUGGGAUCGGGAACAACAUUGUCAUGAUGAGCGAUGUCAGCUGUUAUUGCAAACACUGUUUAAACGGAGACUUUUGUGACAAGUGGACUGUAGCGAAACUCACUAAUACAAAGUCUAAAAAUCAAUCCAGCUCAGAGAAAAGUGAUGUAAACAAUAAUGCACAAGUACACAACGAAAUAUCAGCAAUGAGAUACAACAAAGAUGAGUUUUGUGCUGCGUUGUAUGAUGAAAUUGGUAUAUUGGAAAGAUUGUGGACAGAGAUGAGGAGGACGGAGAAUAUGAAAUUAAUUUCAUGGAGAAAAAAGGCAGUUAUUCCAAUGGCCCAAGAAAACAGAUCUAAUUUGGGUCAAGGAAAAUGAUAUUUUGUGUAAAAUUUCAGACCCACUUGCAACUGGGAAGCACGCACGAAUGAUGAAAAUCGCCGCCAGUGACAUGCAAUUGAUCUUGCAAAAGUGGAGCACAUCAAAACGUUGGCUAAAGCCUUAUUCCAGUGAAGUAAACAUUUGACAUUUGUAAAGGAACGAAAUGUCUUAGAUUUAAGCGACGUUCUCUUUCAUUUGCCUCUGCUAUGAAGCAUUUUAUGUUUUGUUGUUUUGUUGUUUAAGAAGUUGUUAUUGUUUGUAGUUGGUCAUAUCACGAGUUUAUAAUAUACUUCUAAACAAAUAAGUAAAUGAUAUUGAUCGAGUUAAAAUGUUUUGAUAAUGAUAUUAAGAUACGUUAUUAUUUUCAAAGUAAUUUUGUAUCUCUAUUAAAAGAUAUAAAAUGGUUUAUGGUGACAAUACAAUGGACAGGAGCUUGUGUUUUAAGACUUUGGAUAUAUACGAGAAAGAUUCGGUGGAUUAACAAUUGCGUCAAUUUUUUACUUUAAGCGACGUUGUUUUGCUCUGACAAGUUUAACUUAUUUCUGAUUAUUACUAGAUGUUUUUGCCACAUACAAAUAUAUAAUGAUUUGAAAGCGAAAUCCAAUAGUUUCAUUGUAUGCCCAAAAUAACUUUUCACAUGUUGUGUUAAACAUCAUGAGAAUACAUGACAGUGUUGCGUUUUGUAAAAUAAUUUUUUUAAGAAGGGACUGCAUUUAUGCAUUACAACGUAAAUUUAUG
Messenger RNA from Owenia fusiformis, 1226 nucleotides. The record is from the annotation of a GenBank genome assembly. Lineage: Eukaryota; Metazoa; Annelida; Polychaeta; Sabellida; Oweniidae.